This is a messenger RNA of Prosopis cineraria, 1670 nucleotides long. RefSeq names its product isocitrate dehydrogenase [NADP]. The coding region runs from base 186 to 1424 and encodes 412 amino acids. NCBI's taxonomy places the organism in Eukaryota, Viridiplantae, Streptophyta, Magnoliopsida, Fabales, Fabaceae. The record is from RefSeq and is a predicted model, not a curated record. Gene Ontology annotation, biological process: isocitrate metabolic process. Gene Ontology annotation, cellular component: mitochondrion. Gene Ontology annotation, molecular function: isocitrate dehydrogenase (NADP+) activity; NAD binding; magnesium ion binding. The transcript has 16 exons.
GCCUCCUUAAAAUUUGGUCUUCUACCCUGAAUCGGGUAUUUCUAUUCGUUGCUCGUUUCCACGCUUCACCUACCAACUCCCUCGUCUCUCUUCUUCUCUCAUUCUCUCGCCGCCGGCGGAGGUUGUCCACACAUCUCCGUCUUUCGCCUCUUCAGCAAGAUCUUCGCUCAGAAAGCAAGUGAAAAAUGGGAUUCGAAAAGAUCAAGGUCGCCAAUCCCAUCGUUGAGAUGGACGGAGAUGAAAUGACUCGAAUUAUCUGGAAGUCAAUCAAGGAUAACCUCAUUCUUCCAUUUCUCGAUCUGGACAUCAAAUAUUUUGACCUAGGCCUUCCUUACCGUGACGAGACUAACGAUAAAGUUACUGUUGAAAGUGCAGAAGCUACUCUUAAGUAUAAUGUAGCAAUCAAGUGCGCAACUAUUACUCCAGAUGAAGCUCGUGUGAAGGAGUUUGGCCUGAAGCAAAUGUGGAAGAGUCCGAAUGGUACAAUCAGGAACAUUUUGAAUGGAACUGUCUUUAGAGAACCAAUUCUUUGCAAGAACAUUCCUCGACUUGUUCCAGGCUGGACUAAGCCAAUUUGCAUUGGAAGGCAUGCCUUUGGUGACCAAUAUCGAGCCACUGACACAGUUAUCAAAGGGGCUGGACAACUGAAGCUAGUUUUUGUGCCAGAAGGGCAGGGUGAGAAGACUGAACUAGAGGUUUAUAACUUCACUGGUGAAGGGGGUGUUACGUUAGCCAUGUAUAACACUGAUGAGUCUAUCCGUGCAUUUGCUGAGGCUUCCAUGUCAACUGCUUAUCAGAAAAAAUGGCCUCUAUAUCUUAGCACAAAAAAUACAAUUCUUAAGAAGUAUGAUGGAAGAUUUAAGGACAUUUUUCAAGAAGUUUAUGAGGCCGGCUGGAAAUCAAAGUUUGAGGCUGCUGGUAUAUGGUAUGAGCACCGGCUCAUUGAUGAUAUGGUUGCGUAUGCUCUCAAGAGUGAAGGAGGUUAUGUAUGGGCAUGCAAAAACUAUGAUGGAGAUGUCCAAAGUGAUUUCUUAGCUCAAGGUUUUGGAUCACUGGGUCUGAUGACAUCAGUACUGGUUUGUCCCGAUGGAAAGACCAUAGAAGCAGAAGCAGCCCAUGGUACAGUUACACGCCAUUUCAGGGUUCAUCAGAAGGGAGGGGAAACCAGUACAAAUAGCAUAGCAUCCAUCUUUGCUUGGACCAGAGGCCUAGCCCACAGGGCAAAGUUGGACGACAAUGCUAGACUCUUGGAUUUCACUGAAAAACUAGAGGCUGCUUGCAUUGGUACAGUAGAAUCUGGGAAGAUGACCAAGGAUUUGGCUCUCAUUAUUCAUGGAUCUAAGCUUUCUAGGGAGAAAUAUCUGAGCACCGAGGAGUUCAUUGAUGCUGUGGCAAAUGAGCUUAAAGCCAAACUUUCUGCUUAGGCCUAAGAGUCUGUUUCAGAUAGGUGGGAAUUGUGAAACAGGAGGUCAUUCAGCUGAUGCUAUAUUCUCGAGAAGAAUAAACGGAAGGAAAAGAAUCAUUGGUCUCUCAUAUUUGGACCCUUUUCCUCCCUCCCUGUGUUGAAUGGAAGAUAUGGGCUUGGUUAUUAGCCCUGAUUGCAAAAACAGAUAGUCUUGUGUAAUUUCUAUUGAUUCCUUGGAAAUGGAUUUGGCCUUAUUUCUGUUGUU